ACGUUACUCGAGACGACGGAGAACAGCGGAUCACCGUCGUCGACGACGAAAAUCAUCGCGAGAAUUUCGCGUCAUGAGGGCCUAGCGUUCGACACCGUGGGUCAUCGUGGGUCGUCAGCGUCGGGCGUGCGAGAAGGGACGGCGGCGCGCCGGCGGAAGCCCGGAUAGUAGGAGGAGGAGGAGGCACCCGACAACAUGGCCGCCGCCUGCUACGAGAAGGAAGUGGUGGUAGGUGCCGCCAUUCACCACGGACAUGGACACCACCAUCAUCACCAUCACCAUCACCAUCAUCAUCACCAUCAUCACGGUAACGGAGUCGUCGCGCCGUCCGUCGGCGGGGUGACCGCGGGCCAGACAGUCCUGCCGGCGGCGUCCACCGGCCUCGACGAUGCUGCUGUCGUCGCCGCCGCUGCCGCAGCUGCUUCCGCUUCCACGGCUACCGCGGCCGCGGCUGCAGCCGCUGCUGCCGCCGCCGCCGCCACCGCCGCGGCUGCCGCCGUGGCGAUCAACAGCUACAAGGUGCAAGAAUACAAGGACUACUCGCAGCCGCUCCACGUGGACUGCAGCGUCGAGUACGAGCUCCCGAGCCAGGCGAAGCCACCGCCCGGUGGCGGCGAGCCCCUCCUAAUGAUCCAUCCGUGCUACUAUCGACGCGCCGAGCGCGAGAGGAGGAGCCCCUUCGUCAAUAAUUUGCCGCCCCCGGCGGCGCCGACGACGACGCCUAUGUCCGCCUCCCGCAGGAACGGUCGCAGGAGCGCUGCGACGGCGUCCGCCGUGACAGUCGCUACCGCAGCGGUCGCGGUUGCGGCGACUUCCUCAACGACAACGACGGUCGUCCCGCCGUCGAAUAACAUCGUCGUUUCCUCCAACGUUGUAUCCGCUUCCGUUGUGUCACCGGCGACGUCUAUCGCAUCGUCCUCGGUCGCCGCGGCAGUGGUAGCUGCCGCGGAUUCCGGUAGCGGUCUCAUAUCCACGAGCGGUCAGAUGUCCGCUGUCACCAUGGCUGCAGCCUCGUAUCGCGCGGCGCUCAAUGUUGCUGCGGCAACGUUGUCUCAGCAGCAACAGCAACAGCAGCCAUCUCAGCGACGGCAUCAUCCUCAGCAGCCACAACCGCAACAGCAGCAGCAGCAGCAGCAGCAGCAGCAACAACAACCACAACCACCACCACCACCGCCACCACCACCUCAUCAUCAUCACCAUCAUCAUCACAGAAAUCAUACUCAUGCCCCUCAUCAACACCAGCAGCAGCAGCAGCAGCAGCAUCACCCCCAACAACAACCUCAACAACGACCCGUAACACCAACGGCAUCCGGUACCGCCGACCUCAUCUCCGCCGACGAGAAGGCAGUCAUAUCAGGUAUUUAUCAACAUUACUUCCGCGCCAUGCGCGCCCACAAUCAUCAACACCGCCAGCAGCAGCAGCAGCAGCAACAGCAGCAGCAACAUCGUACCACUACCACUCAUCAGCUUCAUCAUCAACCUCACCAAAGCGAUCGAAGUUCCUCCUCUUCGUCGUCGGUCACGUCUCCGACGUCAAUCUCCGGUAUUCUACGACAGACUUAUCAGCAGGCAUACAGCAAUAUCGCGGCCGCGAGCUCGAGCUCGGGCAGUCAUCAUCGUGCCGGGACAUCGGCGGUCUCGGCAAUCGCCCAUCACCCCUAUAGGCGACCGUCGGUGACGUUGCUGUCGCGAACGGCCUCGCAUAUCGGUCAGCAGGCUUCCUCUUCCUCGUCCUCAUCCAUCUUCGGUGCUUCCAACGGCGUUUCUGCCGCGGCUGGCGUCUCCAGCGUAUACGCGAGCACGAUACACAGGCAUCACGCGACUUCCCUGCACGCUCUCCAAGCCGCCGCCGGCUUCUACGAGACGCCGAGUUAUCACGCCCUCCUGCCUCAAAGUUAG
Cyphomyrmex costatus is the source of this 1899-nucleotide messenger RNA. RefSeq names its product DNA N6-methyl adenine demethylase. The record is from RefSeq and is a predicted model, not a curated record. Lineage: Eukaryota; Metazoa; Arthropoda; Insecta; Hymenoptera; Formicidae. The transcript is spliced from 2 exons. Bases 196 to 1899 code for a protein of 567 amino acids.